Molecule: messenger RNA, 1158 nt
Organism: Pocillopora verrucosa
Lineage: Eukaryota; Metazoa; Cnidaria; Anthozoa; Scleractinia; Pocilloporidae
Source: RefSeq, a predicted model, not a curated record
AUGUUUUGUGCGGUUUGUGGUGCCAGAUUUAUCGCUGAUGCGAGAUUUUGCGAAGUUUGCGGGUUAACGAAAGGUGUGAAAGAUGAAGAUAACACUAUACUUACGUUUGACGAUUACAGAGAUAGAAAAAGGAAAGAACGAAGCUCGAGGUUUGUUAGUAAAUCUGUGAAGAAAGUGAAAAAGGAAAACAGCGAGAAUGAAGUCACUAUACAAAUAGGUCUUAUCAGGUUAAAAGACGGACAAUUGAAAGCGAUUAGAGGGUCGUCAUUGCCGCUUAAAGUCUUUCCAUCAAUUGGUGCGGAGGAACUUCUCAGGAAAGGAGCCGAAAAGAUGGUGAAGUUCAACAGCGACUUAAGCUUAUAUGGUGCCAGUAGUUUUACGUUGUUGUAUCCUGACAGAACCGAAGUGAAGUGCCUUCCAGGGGGAACGGAACCGUUUACACUACAACGAUACAAGGAGGAAUUAGGGAAGGCUUACGGCCGAAUUACCUUAUACCUCUGCAAAACAACAGCUAUCAUGGAUGCUUUGUUUUUGAAAUCGUAUUACAGUGAUGAAAGUGAUGUCAGUUUGCCAACUUACGAAGAGUUGACGAAAAUGGCACAAGGAACUGAAAGUGAAGGAGAUAUAGGCCGUAGGCUGAACCAUACUGUCACAAAUACAUCCACAUUCCUCACAGCGGUAAAAUUUCCGCACAGCCCCAAUAGUAUGGGGCUGUGCGGAAAUUUUACCCUCACAGCAACAGGGAACACAAUUACUACCCCCUCAGUGGCAAGGAACACUGCAGUUACAACCCACACAGCAACCAGGAACACAGUUACAACCCAUACAGCUACAAGUAGCACAUUCAUAACCCAGACAGCUGCAAGCAACAUAUCCACAGCCCAGACAGCUGCAAACUCAGAUACAUUAACUCAAGGGGUUCACUCAGCAGUCACGGGUGCAGAUGCUGUAGAUGUUGAAGCUCUGUUAACAGAGGGUCCUGUUCAAAAGAUAAUUCUGUAUAGGGCUUUACUUAAGGAUAAUUUGAUCGAAACCUUUAAGGAUCCUACAAUACUUCAUGUUAAUCUAGAUGUGACCUUUACUGGCAGCAAUGGUAGGGAGGAAGAGGGAAAGGGGGCUGAUGUUUUACGUGAUGCAUUAUCCACUUUCUGGAACUAA